Molecule: messenger RNA, 8850 nt
Organism: Phasianus colchicus (ring-necked pheasant)
Lineage: Eukaryota; Metazoa; Chordata; Aves; Galliformes; Phasianidae
Source: RefSeq, a predicted model, not a curated record
GCCUCCGAGUGGAGGGCGCUGCGCCGCGCCGCGCUGCGCUGCCCGCCGUCCCUGUUGAAAGCUGAGAGGAAAGGGAACUGCUCGCGAAGGAACCAGCGGGAGCGGUGCCGCUCCAGACGUGGCAAACGGAGCUCUAAUUAGUGCGCAAGUCCCCAAAGAAAAGGCGUUUGGAAAGCAGUCUUUCUCUCCGAAGAGCUCCGGUCUGCUUGUAAUUAAGGCUGAAACACGGGGUUUUUUUUGUUGUUUUUUUUUUUUCUUUCUGAAAAUUACUACUGAAAAAGUCCCAGAUUCCACUUCUGAAUACGUUAUUUUAAUUAAAAGAGCUGCUGUGUGUGCAAAUGGACCUCUAUGUAAAGGGUAAAGCGCUGAGUUAACAGAAUUCUGCUUCUGAAAUGACAUGUGCUUGAGUGCCUUGGUCACAGUCUGCACAGCCAGGUGGGCGGCUGCCGUGAAGACGUGGACGUCCUCUGCGUUCUGUUCGGGGUUUUCUUUUGGCUUUGUUUUAGAGCAGCGUUAUCAGCUGCUACGGCUAUUGAAGCGGUGUUACUGACUGAAUGCUUUCUGCUUGCUGGAAUGUUUCUGUGCGGAUUGCUCUGUUGGUAGAUGCGGUAGAUGUUUUAUUUUCAUUUCUGCCCUGAAGGCAUUUAGUUAUUGCUCUGUCAGCUUGUUCCGUAGGUCCUAGCUGCCCACCACAUCUGCACACUAAACAUACCCUGCUGCCCCGUAGAUCCUUCUGUCAGAUUACGUGGCUGUAUGUUAAGAAUCCAAACCAAAGCAUGAUUGCAGGACCGGUCCUCUCGGCUACUUCAUUUUCAGCAUUAAGUGCUCUAAUGUGGUGGGUACGGGUAGUGCACUUCUGAACGAAGCCCUCAAAUCCAAAGAGAACUCCAACAUUUAGUUAUUAUUAAGAGAGAGAUGAAGAAGGAAGAAUUGUUCUCAUUACAUGUUUACACUGGCACAUCCUCUUGGUGUUGCAGUAUUUGACAGAAAAUGAUGACUACCAUCUGUUCCUCUCAUCAUCAUCUAAAGUUCCUUUUCUCUUUGAGAAUGAAGUCUUCAUAGGGAGAUUACAAGUUGUGGUCUCUUCCUGUUUCCAUAGUCACAAUUAUUUAAGAAAAAUACUUUUUUUUUUUUAAAUCUCUGAUACAUUUUCAUUCAUAUUGUCUUUCGUGCUACUCCUUUCUGCUUGCAGUCAUGAUCCUCAUUUAAUUUACAAUGUGCACCUCAUUUCACUGUCUUACAGAUUGCCAGAAACAUCUCCUGUCAGUCUUUUAUUUGUCAUUUCCGCCUCUAAACCUUCUUUUAACUGAAAGAUCAUCAUGUCCUUUGUUCUGAUGUACUUUGGAGUACAACAUUUCUAACUGUUGGCACUCUUUUUCCUCUGCUAGGCACCCCCGCGUGCAUGUCAGGUCUGCAUGUGUUAGUAAUUAAAGGUUUUAAUAACAGUUUCCUCACAGUGCUAAUACAAAAAGCUUGUAAAGCUGCUAGGUAAUGAAGAUCUCUCUGAUUUAAUGGAGGAAUCUUAAGAGAAUUACUGUGUAAAAUCCCACUGUAAGCAGCAGGACAUGUGCUGCGCCGUAGCAGCAGCUGUGCAGGAUGAAUCUGCAUCUGACCUGGAGGUCAGGCUGGGCAAAGCAUUGGCAAUAUCAUUGCAAGGGAGGGAGGCAGCUUUUAAAUAUUUAGCACUGCAGAAUUUGGUGAAGCUAAAAAUAGAGCCUGAACUUAGCUUAAGGUCUGAGGAACAAUUACCUCAAUCUCAUUUCCUUAUCUGUUUAUAUCAAACUCUCUUGGUUCGUGUGCACAUUUUUCCAUUCCCAUCUGUACAAUGCAGAUAUUGGCAUACAAAGAGGUGGUUAAGCUCACUGUCGCUAGAAGGCAAAACAGAACAAUGUGCUAUUCAUCAUUUCUUUUUUCACGUUAGAAAUUAAAUGUUGAAGUAAAGCUCAAGAUGUACUUGAGUGUCGAUUUCAAUUGAACGGUGUUAUUUAACUGCUGGACAGUGGCUAUGAACAGCCUGAAAAACUUUUUACUGGCAUGAUAUCCUCCACUUCUUUAGCUUGAUUUGAGAGAUGCCUAUCUGGGAGACCCAGCUUCCAGCUGUGUUCACCCCUGAGCUGCCUGCCAGGCUGCUGUCACUUCUUUGCAUGUGUGCAAAUUAUAUUUUUCUUGUUUGCUUAUCUUGUUGGAAUUUGCUAGAUAGGAUAAAUUGCACAGAAUCUUUGUGUUUGCCAACCUUAACGCUGUAGCUGUCAAAUACUAUUAUGGAAGUUUAAAACAGUUCUUUUGGCCUUCAUUUUUCUAACAGAACCAUGCUGAUUUAAGAAUACUUUAGCAGCCUUCAGACACAGAGAAACAGAUCUUUCCCCCAAAUCAUGCCCACCAUUUGGUUACAGCAACACGCAGCACAGACAGCCUGGGGCAGAUUCUGCCACUGUGUGUUUAUGCAACCCGUAGUCGUUGUUUUAUUUGGGGUUUUUGACUCUUUGGAGGAAAUGGGGUUAUUCAAACAUUAUAGAAGCAAAAUAAGAAAACUGAGAUAAACAAGACGUGUUUUAAAGUAUCGCAUAGGAAUACGUUGGGUAUGGAUUUGAAAGAGCAAGUAAUGUUGCUUCAAUAUGUGUUCUUGUAAAGUGAGCUCCUUCCUCUUAAAAUACUGCAUACUAAAUUAUUAAAUUAUGAGAUAAGCUUUGACCAAGCGGUGGUUGUAUAAAUACACCUUCUCUGGGUGAGGCAAAUUGGCUAACAGUGAACUUAGUCCCAUAAUACUUUUACUUUAUGCUUAUCUAGGCUCGAGUCUCCCCACCUAUCAGAUUUCAGUGCAGUGCUGAAAAGUUCAUGCUGCUUGGCUAUCAUAGGAUGGCAGAAUAGGUGGGAAUGUGUUAUAAAGGUACUUAAAUGCUCUUCCAGAAUGAGGUGCAGCAAACUAACUCGCAAGCAAAAGCUCUGAGUGGUGCAUUCAGAACCUUAAACCAGCCUUCUGUUGAUGGUUGCUGCUGUCCAAAGGGCAAAGCAGGUAGGUAGCUGCUAGGGAGCCGUGCCUCACUGCCACAGAUGCUGGGUGUUCCUCUGCACAGCCCUCAGUGGUGCUGGAGGCAUAUCCCCAGCCCUGUCGUCACCUGCAGUCCCAUUCCUGUCCUUCCCCCCAAGGGGACAGCAGGGCUCCCAUUCUUGGGGAGGUGACCUCCUUCCUUGUUUGUAGGCCUCUCCUUAGGUCUUAGGCUCCUGCUGGCCUGCAUAACUCCUAGCAGCGAACAAUCUAGAAAAAGACUGGAACGGGAUUGUAUCACCUCUUCCUGUUGUUUUGGAGGUAUCAUUGUAUGCCACCUCCCUGUGGCAAUAAAAAUGUAAAUGUUAAAUUUCUUAUCAAGACAAACCAGAAACUCUCCUGGAUGUGUAUUUCCUGUCUUUGAUUUGCUUUCCUGCGUGGGAUGCUUUAUUUCACCCGCUGCUUACCGCUCCUCUUUUCCUACAAUGUUAAUGGAUCGUUUUGUGCUCACUCGGGAGAUGUUAUCAGUUGUAUGCAAAGCAGUUCCUGCAUUGCUUGGCUAUUUUGAAGUUUGUCAUCAUGCUCCAUAAACUACAUAAGUAGAAAGCUUUUCUUAUACAAAUGCCCUCAUUUUUCUACUUGCUUCUGGUGUUAUGAAAUGCCAAAAUGGGGUGCCCAAAUAUGGUAGGACCACAGGCUGAAGGUGAAACACAUAGAUUGUGCCAUGGCUUUGUCCCUUUUAGGCUGUCAGUGUGAAGAGACUCUGUUACAGGUGCUGUGAGUUCAUGAAGUCCUUCAGUGGUUCUUCUUUCCACAUCUGCUGGUAAAAGUCACCUGUAAUUGCUGCUCUCCGGGCAAAUCGGUCUGUAAACAGAGAUGCUGUGGCAGAGGGGAACAUGUUCAGUAAAACCUAAUGGGGGGUUAUGUAACGGUACAAAAAUAAACUGAAACAUCAUCUCUAAAUGGAGCCAUUAUUUCUCCUGCGGAGUAAUUAUUAAUCAAUAAAUCCUAUAUCCGUCAGUGUCGUAGUGUGCUAAGUGCUCUGAGCCACCUCACAAUUUGCUAGUAAACCAACCUUGGAGCAAAAAUGUUAUUAACACUAAUCACAGUAACCUCUGGUGUGUGUCUGAAAGCAGUAUGGUCUCUUAGAUCUCUUGCUUCACCCAUGCCCUUGCUGCUUUCUACUGAUACGGCUUAAUAGCACCAUUCAGAGGUGUAAGUACUGCACAUUAUUCAAGCUAUGGUAGCCGAGGAGCGCAGUGUUUGAGUGCAAGAUAUUUCCCUUUAUAGGUGGUGUUUGCAUAGCUUUGCUAGCAAACCUUUGUAGUCUAGACAUGGCAGGAGUGGUGUCAUGAUAUGGGGGAAACUGCUGUUCUCUGUGAAUACGUAGCAGGAGAAAUCCUAUCUACUAAAUGCCGUGGUAGUUAUUAUUUCUGUGUAAAGUGCUUUGAAGUUUCUAAAAGCCCCUCGAGUUCUGUUCUGCAGUAAAAUGUAAUUGUGCUCUUUAAUUCUGGGAUAAUCUGUGAUUCAAGUAUAGUGGAAUCACUUAGAGACUUGCCUUGUACGUGGCAGAGGAAAAGCAGCACUUUCUCAAAUUACAGAUAGUACGGAAGGAUCCAUGAAGCAAAUAGAAAGAUCAAAUUCUUCCAGUGCCAAUCAUUCUCAUUUCUCUGGCUACUGAGGAUUUGGGAAUAUUAGGUCACUUCCAAGGCUGUAGCAGUUGUAUGUGUAAGUGAUACAUUUCUGUAACUUGCUGUCCUAUCUGCAUAGUGCCUGACUUCUCUACGAACAUUUUAUUGGGUGCUUAUUUCAAUGCUUUUAUCCAUCUAAUUGCCUUACUUAUUAUAUGUCAACCUUUAGAAAGUUCAACUUAAGUGAACGUAUCAUGUCAUAUAAAAGCGCUUACAAGAUAAAGUCACCCUUACCCCUGUUACAUGUGAACUUGAGUAACUUUUGCUACAGUUCUUAUUUUGAGCCAGGAAUACGAUUGGUCUGUUCUGUUUACUAUUUGAGCAAUUCCAGAGCAUCAAAUUAUUUCACAGCAGCAGUAAAACCAACAAAACCUCCCAGGUUUGGAGAUAAUGUGUGCUGCUCAGUGCCCCCCAUAAACAAUGCCUGCUCUAUGGAAGUUUUGAAGUACUUAAUGUUUUAUCAGUUCCUCAGCGUAUGAGUGUUUGAAUCGUGACAUCCUUUAAAAUUAUACACUAAGAAGAUGACAGCAGUGUUCCCCAGCAAACAUUUCUUGUACUUAAAGGGAUGCUUGAAAAUAUUAAUUGUUGAGGAGAAUGAGUAACCUUUUUUUUUUUUCUACUUGCAGCAUGAAGCAGUUCAAAUAUAUUCAAAAUGAUUUUUUUUCUUAACGAUAUUCUGUUUGACUAAGACACAGCAGUUCUGCAGGCAGGUAAUGCAUAUGUUGCCAUGAGAUCAGGUUGUUUUUCACCUCGAGAGAUCUUUAGUGACUGUGGAGAGGUGUUCUAGAGCUGGAGUGCAUGUCUGUGAUCUUUUGUUUUCUUUUCAAAAACAUUCUGAGGAAGAAAGAAAGGGAAGGCCCUUCCACUCUUAUGCAAAUACUUCCCCUCCUCCAGAGUGAUGGGGAGAUACAAGGUGGCUGCCCUCAUGUUCUUGUUUCUCAUUCUGCAUACACCUUUUCUUUUUCUUUUUUUUUUUUUUUAAUAUGAGCUUUACUGAAGAGAUGUUCUACUUGGGAUGCUCUGAACUUGAGUUACAGCCUUUGCUAUUGAAGAAGUCCAGCAGCAAUCAAUAGCCAAUGAGGAAGUGUGUUUAAUCAGAGGACUGCUUAAUUAUCAAGCCAUAUAUUCUCUUGACCUGCUUUAACUCCUAUUUUUACUAAGUUUCAUUUAUGUAAAAUGCUUAAUUCUUUUCCAGUUGAGAUGUGUAGGUUAAAACAUCUUAUUUUUGUAUAUAUAUAUAAGAUCUAUAAUCUUACAGCCGUGUUGAUAUCCUGAGGCUAACAGAACAUCUUGUAAACAUGUAGACCAAAUCCUAUCUUAGAAAGCAAGUAAACCUUUACAGCCUUAACCAAGUAUAUCACAUGUCCCUGAGCUAUCUGUUGGGGCUCAUCAGUUCUGUUCUUCUCUUGCAGGCAUUAUGCUGCUGGAGAUAUUCCUGAUUCUGGGGGGAAUCAUCAUCUAUUUCCUAGUUUCCAAAAAGAAAGAAGAGACGCUCCCAUUCAAAGAGGGAUGGUGGGGAAAGGGACAGAAGCCUGACACUGAAGAAGAUGCAACAAUUAGGCCAUUCAAGGUGGAAACUACAGAAGAAGAGCUGAGCGACUUAUUUAGAAGACUUGACCAGGCUAGAUUCACUGAGCCACUGGAGGACAGUUGCUUCCAUUAUGGGAUUAACUUGGCAUAUCUCAGGAAGGUUGUCUCCUACUGGAAAAACCAGUUCAACUGGAAGAAACAAGUUGAAGUUCUCAACAAGUAUCCACACUUCAAAACCAAGAUUCAAGGCAUUGAUAUCCAUUUUGUUCAUGUAAAGCCUCCUCAUUUGCCUGAGGGCCAGUCUGCAAAGCCAUUGUUAAUGGUUCAUGGUUGGCCUGGCUCAUUUUAUGAAUUUUACAAAAUUAUCCCUCUACUGACGGAUCCUGCCAGCCAUGGCCUCAACAGUGAACAUGUAUUUGAAGUCAUUUGCCCUUCUAUCCCUGGAUAUGGCUUCUCAGAAGCACCUCACAAAAAAGGCUUUAAUUCUGUAAGCGCUGCUUCUGUAUUGUAUGAACUGAUGCUCAGACUGGGAUUCCACGAGUUCUACGCACAAGGGGGUGAUUGGGGCUGGCUCAUCUGCACCAAUCUGGCCCAGAUAGCUCCUAACCAUCUGAAAGGUCUUCAUUUAAACCUAGCCUCAGUUACAAACAUGGGGUUCACCCACCUGCUCUCCAUUCUGCUGGGCCGCUACCUUCCAAGGCUCUUUGGUUUCCACGAGGAAGACGUCAGGCGGAUGUUUCCCUUCUUGAAAAAAGGGCUCUACAGGAUCUUGGCGGAGUCUGGCUAUGCUCACAUACAGGCUACAACACCUGAUACUGUUGGUUGUGGUUUGAAUGACUCUCCUGUAGGACUGGCUGCAUACAUCUUGGAGAAAUUUUCUGUGUGGACCGAUCCAGAAUUCCGUAACUUAGAAGAUGGAGGACUUGAGAGGCUCACAGUACAAGUACCUACUGGCAUUGCCUCCUUUCCUAAUGAAGUCAUGCACACACCCCAGGCUUGGGCCCAGAAGAAAUACACCAACAUAGUUUCCUUCCAUUUCAUGCCUCGAGGUGGCCACUUUGCAGCAUUGGAGGAACCUGAACUUCUUGCUGAAGAUAUUCUGCAGUUUGUUGGGAAAGUAGAGAAAGAGCAACUCUGGACAAAGAAAAGAAAGUAACUCCCCUUAGGAAAAGGAGGAUAAUUGCUUAUAGUUUAGCACAUGUACAAGCCUUAGUAAGUCUACUGUAAUCAGCGUAAUUAGAUCUCACUCUCGAGCAGAUGUGAGAGGACAAGAAGAAAAAUGCAGGAUAGCUAGAUAAAAUACAACUUUGGAAACUUAAAUCUGCUUAUUUUAAAAUGUUUUAAAUUUUCUUAGCAGCUAGGCUAAGAACAUAGCAUGAAGGUUGUUUGGUUAUUUUCUCCCUCUCAGCAGAGACUUCUAAAAUCUGUUCUGUAACACUACUGCCUCAUACAUAGAAAUUGAAAAAUAGACCUUCCCACUAAUUAUGCUCAGUUUAAUUGUUACUAACAGCUCUUCUCCAUGACAGCAGUAAAAAUUGAGUUGGUGUAUGUGAGAGAUUCCUCACAUAAACAAUGGGGAACAGCCUAACAAGACCUAACUGCAUCCAUUAAUCAGCAUUGAUCUACAGUGCCCAGUAAGCCAGCCAGCUGGCUGCCUUUUUCUUACAGCCUGUGCUGUUAAGCAGCUUUCUGGCUGCAAGAAAGCUCCACUCCCCUGCACCAGGCUCUCCCAGGAAAACAAUGUGUGAGGAGCAGCUGAAGCAUCAGCUGAGUCCAUGAGCCACAUCGGCUCCCAUAGCUUGAACCAGGAGGAGGAACAGGGAUAGGAGUAAUUAUACACCAAGCUAUCUCUGCACUGAAUUUCUGCUCUGAACUAAAACGUAAAUGUAAAAGCCCUGGACAGGUUCAAGACGCAGUAGCUUUGCACUGCUUCUGCAGGGUAUUGUAAACACCUCAUAUUAAAGAAUAAAAUAUUGAUUAAUUUGAAAUUAAAAGGAACUCGCUUUAAAUUUUGAGUAAUACAUACAAACAUUUGUUUUGUGUCUUUGAACAGGUGAGAUUUUGCUUUGUGACAGCAACAGUAAAAGUCAAAUUAGAAACUAUUGAUUCUGUAUUGUAUCUGUUACAGAAAUCAGGCUGAAGGCAAACAGCUACAAGAAAAUUGAAUUUGAAGGGCUGAGUACCUUUACUUAAAACAAUCCCCCAGUGAGUGCAGCUGAGCUUCAGGCACUUUUAAGCAGAUGAGUGAUUUCAGAAUGGUUUUGUUCUCCCAUUAUUUCUGAUAUACUUCCUUCCUUAUGCUUGCAGGAUAAAUAUAAUCCAUUAAUAAAACUUGUGUAGAUUAAUUUUAUUUUACAAUAUUAAUUGAAAUGAAAACUGUUAAAUAAUAGUUACUGCUCCUUUCCACAGUUUGAUUUGGGGAAGGCAACACUGAUGCUGGGCACAUUUGAAUCUGAGGGCUCAAAGCCAGCUAUUUGGCUUGACAGACCGCUUGUGGACCAACUUUGGCCAUUUUUCCAAGCAAGGACAAGAACUCUCACUACCUGUACUCCAGCCUUCUGUGUUUUUGCAGAGAAAAACACAGGAGCUGUCAAGUGUCCCUGCAAGACUUUACUGCAGUGAUACUUUAGACCUUCAGGCUGU